Messenger RNA from Venustampulla echinocandica, 912 nucleotides. RefSeq lists its product as uncharacterized. Gene Ontology annotation, biological process: lipid homeostasis; mitochondrion organization. NCBI's taxonomy places the organism in Eukaryota, Fungi, Ascomycota, Leotiomycetes, Helotiales, Pleuroascaceae. Gene Ontology annotation, cellular component: mitochondrial outer membrane. The record is from RefSeq and is a predicted model, not a curated record. The coding region runs from base 1 to 912 and encodes 303 amino acids. The transcript has 2 exons.
AUGGAUCGCCGCGAUUCAACGGCCUCGCAAGACACUUUUGUCUCAUUACAGCAACUAGAUCCCUUCCCUGUCGAGUCGCCUUCAGAUAUCAACAAGCAACUCCCCGAUCUCCCCGCAUCCGCAUCUCCAUCCCCCCCAAGAUCCAACCCUCUUGGUUUAAGUGGGAGCCAUGGCACCGCAUACUACUUAACCCGCCUCCAAAAAUAUUCUUCCUAUGUCUUCACAAUAUACACCUCAUUCCACAUCGCGAAUACCUCGAUAAUACCCCUCAUAACUCGCUCCGUUUCGGCCUCUGAAACAUACCUCUUGUUAACACGCCCAUACUACCAAUCCUUCCCCUUCGAACAUCUCCUCGUUACACUCCCAGUCGCGACCCAUAUUCUGUCUGGGGUGGCGCUGCGAAUCCACCGCCGAAAUGCAAAUCUAGCCCGCUAUGGCGCCGCCAACAUCCCUAUAUCUGCACGCCUUGAACAAAGACUCAAGGUCUGGCCAUCUGUAUCAUGGGCUAGCGUUUCCGGUUACGUCCUUGCGCCCUUAGUGCUAAGCCACGCGUAUGUGAACCGCUUAUUACCUUGGGUAUAUGAAGGAGGGUCUUCGGGCGUUGGAUUAGGUUUCGUGAGCCAUGGGUUUGCGAGGCAUCCGUUUGUGGCCUGGUCGGGGUAUCUUGCAUUGAUCGGCAUAGCUGCUGGGCACUUUGUUUGGGGGGCGGCAAAGUGGAACAACUGGCUGCCAAUAGGGACGAGUAAGAAGGCUAGAAGGAGGUGGUGGACGAUUAACGGGGCCAGCGUAGCACUUGCAGCUUUAUGGAUGGCAGGUGGGCUUGGCAUCGUUGGAAGAGGCGGGAAGGCGGACGGGUGGAUAGGGAAGAAUUACGACGUGUUAUAUGAGAAGAUUCCGUUUUUGGCGUUAUAG